Alternaria ventricosa is the source of this 2322-nucleotide messenger RNA. RefSeq lists its product as uncharacterized. NCBI's taxonomy places the organism in Eukaryota, Fungi, Ascomycota, Dothideomycetes, Pleosporales, Pleosporaceae. Bases 1 to 2322 code for a protein of 773 amino acids. The record is from RefSeq and is a predicted model, not a curated record. The transcript is spliced from 2 exons.
AUGGCGCGCAAGAAGAAGAGCGCGCAGGCUGAUGCGGCGCCCAACGGCAGCGCCUCGUCGACGCCGCCGCCCACUGCCAACGGCGCAGCAACCGCGAAGAAGCCGGCCGGCGAGCCCUCGACGUCUGCCCUCAUCAUCUGCCGCAACAAGCAUUGGCGCUACAUCUCUUCGUUCCACGGCCCCUGGCUCCAGCUGCCCCCGGAGGUCCUCGAGUCCCUCGCCCACAGCAACUACCUCUCCCCGCGCCCCCACCCGAUUGACCCCGCCGUCUUCUACGACCUCGUCAAGAUCCGCAAGGCCGUCGACGAGGCGACCAACCUGGCUGUGCGCGCCACGUCGGGCUUGACGUCGGCCGCCCUCAGCAACAGCCUCAAUGGGAACAAUAGCAUGCUGGGCAAUGCCGCCGCGCUGGGGAUAGGCUAUGGGGGAGGGGGGACCUCGAAGCUGAGUAGGGAGCGGAAGCACCGCAUGCGCGAGCUAGCGACGAGCAAGCUGAGUCAGGCAUAUCAUUUGGACGAGAUCGCGGCCAGUGUAGCUACCAUGCAGAGCGCAAGCACGCUGGAAGACGUCGCGCAUCUGGUGCUGCAGCGCGAGCCCAACAACGUCGACGCCAAGUACGUCCACUUCUUCCACGAGAAGAUUCCCAGCCGCAUGAUGGCGCAGUGUACACCUUUGCAUACUUUGAAUGAAAUCAUCAGCGAGCGACCCAACGACGGGAGCCCCCUUCGAACGCGCGCAUUGACAAGAAUCUUCAAGGAGGACUAUGUGAACUCGGCCAAGGACCUGAGUGAGGCCUUGAGCACGGCGCGGUACAUGAUGGCACAGCACCGCGCAGGCAACGAUCAGCUGGUGCUGGCAAAGACGCUCCAGGAGCAGUACGGGAGGGAUUGGCGGCAGGAAGUCAAGAUCCCCGACGAAGACCACCCCAAUUCGCUCGAGACACAGCUGCUGUUCCAUCGCGCGGGCGUAUACUUCACUAUAGCAUGCGGCCACGUCAAUGCUGCCCUUGACGGCCUACAGGCAGCCGAAGAGGCAAAGGCACGGCGCGACGCCCAAAUCGCUGAAGGUAAGGAACCAGAUCCGAUAACACCAGAAGAAGCGCACAGCAAUCACCUUCGCCUCGAAGCCCGCAAGCAGGUCCGCCAGAACGCCAAACGCGCACUCCGAGACUAUGUUGCCUUCCUCUCACACUUCGACUACACGCCCGGUAUCUCCGCUGAGCUCGCCGAAGAGUUCUUACGCAGACUGGGCCACUCGGCGAACGGCAGCCCCAACGGCUAUUCGAACGAUAAGAUCAAGCCGAACAUGAACCGCCUCAUCGAGCAGACAAACGGCGCCUCAUCACCCAUCUCCGAAGCCCUCGUUCCUCACCGCGGCCCGACCAAAUCCUCCUCUGACCGCGCAUCGUGGCCCAAACUUCCUCCACCGGAGAUCUUCAAGGUCUCCCAGCUCUUCGAUGCUGCCCCUCCCGCCUCUCUACCCCCGUAUCCACCGCCUCGCAACUCGUCCGAGUCCGCAGCCUCAGCAGCAGCCACCGCCUUCGCAGACAGCCACGAGAGUAUAACAUACCACCCCCUCAUUACAGAUGCCCUGCAUAGUCUACUCCUCUGCCAUGCGCUUAUACAAACACCACCCAAAGAACACCUCCGCCACGCCCACAAUGCCGCCCGCCUCGCCCGCGUAUGCGACGGCUACCCCAUCUUCCUCGCCGCACGAUCCCCCGCACGCGCAGACUGGAUCGAAGUCCUCCGCAGAGCCGGGAACUGGAUUGGCCUGUCAACAUCCUGGGAGAACCUCUGUCGACCUGCUCCCCUACCUGGCCACGGAGGCGGCAAGAAUGGCUCCACCGACGUAGCAGGAAAGAACGGCAUGAACGGCUCCGGUGGCGGCGAAACAGAAGCCCAACGUCGCGAACGCCAGAAACACGAAGCUAUCCUCGAAGCCCUAGCCGACGAACGCGUCGUUGACGAAGAGAGUUUCCAACGUGCAGUUCGCGCGCGCGAACGCCGGAACAGAGAAGACGAGGAGGCUGAGAAGAAGAGGCAGCAGUCUCCUCCUAGCGACGCAGAGCCACAACCCACCCCACCCAAGCGCUGGGCGCAAGACGACGGUCGCGAGUAUCCGAUCAGUACGGAACGAGCGGAAGCCAUAUCGCGCUGGGUCAGGGAUGCGCCGCCAGUGGGCGAGACCAGCGGUGCGAAAAGCAAGAAGAGAACAAAGGGCAAAGGGAAGAAGCCUUCUUUGAGGGCGGGCGGAACAGGCCUGAGUCUUGCGGAGAGCGUCGAGACGACGAGCGUCCAAGACGAGGAGAUUGAUGACUAG